CAGAUGGGAUUAAAGUCCACAUGGAUAUAUGGAAAAGGACCAGGAACUGGCACUAAAAAGAUGGUCAGCUGCAAUUCGGGUUGCCUUAUAUGCCUGGUGGUGGUCGCCAUGGCCGGACUUUCUGUGGCUCGGCCAUCAUACAAUUCAGUUGUUCAAGACACCACUUUGGAACCUGAAGGAGCGCCCUACUGGACACACACUGACAAAAUGGAGAAAAGAUUACAUGCAGUCCCAGCAGCUAACACCGUCAAAUUUCGUUGCCCGGCUAUGGGAAACCCAACACCAACCAUGCGAUGGUUAAAGAAUGGAAAAGAAUUUAAACAAGAGCAUCGCAUUGGUGGAUACAAGGUACGAAACCAGCACUGGAGUCUCAUUAUGGAGAGUGUAGUCCCAUCUGACAAAGGAAAUUAUACUUGUAUAGUGGAAAAUGAAUAUGGAUCCAUCAAUCACACAUACCACCUAGAUGUUGUCGAACGAUCACCACACAGGCCCAUUCUCCAAGCUGGCCUUCCAGCAAAUGCCUCUGCGGUGGUCGGGGGUGAUGUGGAGUUUGUCUGUAAAGUAUACAGUGAUGCUCAGCCUCAUAUUCAGUGGAUAAAACAUGUAGAGAAGAAUGGCAGUAAAUAUGGGCCAGAUGGAUUACCGUAUCUUCAAGUUUUAAAGGCCGCCGGUGUUAACACCACGGACAAAGAAAUUGAGGUUCUCUAUAUACGGAAUGUAACUUUUGAGGAUGCUGGGGAGUAUACAUGCUUGGCGGGUAAUUCUAUUGGGAUAUCCUUUCACACUGCAUGGUUGACAGUUCUGCCAGCUCCUGAUGAAAAAAAAGAGUAUCCAUCAUCCCCAGACUACCUGGAGAUAGCAAUUUACUGCAUAGGGGUCUUCUUAAUUGCCUGUAUGGUGCUGACAGUCAUCUUGUGUCGUAUGAAGAACACUACCAAGAAGCCGGACUUCAGCAGCCAGCCUGCCGUGCACAAGCUGACUAAGCGCAUUCCUCUGCGCAGACAGGUGUCUGCAGAUUCUAGCUCCUCCAUGAACUCCAACACGCCUCUGGUGAGAAUAACCACUCGUCUCUCAUCAAAUGCUGAUGCCCCAAUGCUGGCAGGUGUCUCAGAGUAUGAACUGCCAGAGGAUCCAAAAUGGGAGUUCCCCAGAGAUAAGCUGACACUGGGUAAACCCCUUGGAGAAGGUUGCUUUGGGCAAGUUGUCAUGGCAGAAGCAAUGGGAAUCGACAAGGACAGACCCAAAGAGGCGGUUACUGUGGCAGUGAAGAUGCUGAAAGAUGAUGCUACAGAAAAAGACCUAUCUGACCUGGUGUCAGAGAUGGAGAUGAUGAAAAUGAUUGGGAAGCACAAAAAUAUCAUCAAUCUUCUUGGAGCAUGUACACAGGAUGGUCCGUUGUAUGUGAUAGUUGAAUAUGCUUCUAAAGGGAAUCUGCGGGAGUAUCUGCGAGCACGGCGACCCCCUGGAAUGGAAUAUUCAUUUGAUAUCAACAGGGUACCAGAAGAGCAGAUGACAUUCAAAGACUUAGUAUCAUGCACAUAUCAACUGGCAAGGGGCAUGGAGUACUUGGCUUCACAGAAAUGCAUUCAUCGAGACUUAGCAGCAAGAAAUGUUUUGGUAACUGAAAAUAAUGUGAUGAAAAUAGCAGACUUUGGUUUGGCCAGAGACAUCAACAAUAUAGAUUAUUAUAAAAAGACUACUAAUGGCCGGCUGCCGGUAAAGUGGAUGGCUCCAGAAGCCCUGUUUGACAGAGUUUACACACAUCAAAGUGAUGUUUGGUCAUUUGGUGUGUUGAUGUGGGAGAUCUUCACUUUGGGAGGUUCACCCUAUCCAGGAAUUCCAGUGGAGGAACUUUUUAAGCUGCUUAAAGAAGGGCACAGAAUGGAUAAGCCUGCCAACUGCACCAAUGAACUCUAUAUGAUGAUGAGAGAUUGCUGGCAUGCAGUGCCUUCGCAGAGACCAACUUUUAAGCAGUUGGUAGAAGACUUGGAUCGAAUUCUCACUCUCACAACUAAUGAGGAAUAUCUGGACCUCAGUGGACCUCUUGAACAGUAUUCACCCAGUUAUCCCGACACUAGGAGUUCGUGUUCUUCAGGUGAUGACUCUGUUUUUUCUCCUGAUCCAAUGCCUUAUGAACCCUGUCUUCCCAAGUACCAGCACAUAAAUGGUAGUGUUAAAACAUGA
Molecule: messenger RNA, 2184 nt
Organism: Emys orbicularis (European pond turtle)
Lineage: Eukaryota; Metazoa; Chordata; Testudines; Emydidae
Gene: FGFR2
Product: fibroblast growth factor receptor 2
Exons: 15
Coding region: 4-2184 (726 amino acids)
Biological process (GO): fibroblast growth factor receptor signaling pathway; protein phosphorylation; positive regulation of kinase activity
Cellular component (GO): plasma membrane; signaling receptor complex
Molecular function (GO): fibroblast growth factor receptor activity; fibroblast growth factor binding; ATP binding
Source: RefSeq, a predicted model, not a curated record